Molecule: messenger RNA, 822 nt
Organism: Saccoglossus kowalevskii
Lineage: Eukaryota; Metazoa; Hemichordata; Enteropneusta; Harrimaniidae
Biological process (GO): nodal signaling pathway; heart development; blood vessel development
Cellular component (GO): cell surface; extracellular region
Molecular function (GO): nodal binding; activin receptor binding
Source: RefSeq, a predicted model, not a curated record
UAAAACCUUACGCUAGCAUAACAUCCAAGCUACUCCGACGCACAACUGUGUAGAAAAACUGCACACAUUAAUGGUCAGUCAUGCGUCCAAAAAGGUAUGCGUUUGUAUGUUAUUUUCGCGUAAUCAGUUUAUUAUACGUAUGGACUGUGUGUGUGUUGGCCGAUGUGCAACGAGUGCCGUCGCCAUUGGUCAUUGACCCUUACGCCACCUGCCAACCAAGAUGUGACUACCACGGUGGAGUAUGCAUCGGGGAAAAUGUAUGUUUCUGCUUCCCAGGAAACUAUGGUAACAAUUGUGAGCACGCGUCGUGUUCCCCUCCAUGUCUGAAUGGCGGUAUUUGUAAACGACCAAAUCUAUGUGUCUGUCCGAAGUCUCACAGUGGAAGAUUUUGUCAACAAGCCGUCUGUUCGUUAACUUGCAUGAAUGGAGGAAAGUGUGUCAGUGUGAACGGCCAGUCAAAGUGCAUCUGUGUUCAUGGUUACCAUGGCGACCACUGCCAAACAGCCAAGUGUAUUCAAGGUUGCUAUAACGACGGAGUGUGCGUGGCGCCAGGAAUAUGUGUGUGUAAAGUAGGCUGGAGUGGUGGCGCUUGUCAUAGAGCUAUUUGCAGACAGCAUUGCUUGAAUGGUGGCAAAUGUAAUGAACCGGAUAAGUGCAGGUGCUCAUCCCGUUUCUAUGGCAACAGAUGUGAACGAAAGCGAAAAUAUAAUUGAAAAAAAGUGUGAUUUUCCUAUGUAGCGUGUAACACUCAAUAAGUAAUCAAUCUCUGUUUAAGUCUAUAUAUCAGGUUUUAUUAAUAAAAAUACUAUACCAGAACGUAUA